Phasianus colchicus (ring-necked pheasant) is the source of this 1884-nucleotide messenger RNA. NCBI's taxonomy places the organism in Eukaryota, Metazoa, Chordata, Aves, Galliformes, Phasianidae. The record is from RefSeq and is a predicted model, not a curated record.
AUGGCUUCUGUGUUCAUCGCCUUUGCCUCCUUAUUCUUCAUCCUAGUUUCAAUCACAACCUUUUGCCUGGAAACGCAUGAGGCUUUCAAUACUAUUAUAAAUAAAACUGAGCAUGUUGUCAAUGGAACAGAAACUGUACCACAGUAUGAAAUUGAGACAGAUCCAGCCCUAACCUAUGUGGAAGGAGUCUGCGUAGUAUGGUUUACAUUUGAAUUUUUAGUGCGUGUUAUUUUUUCCCCCAACAAACUUGAAUUCAUCAAAAACCUCUUGAAUAUCAUUGACUUUGUGGCCAUCCUCCCCUUUUACUUAGAAGUGGGCCUGAGCGGGCUCUCCUCCAAAGCUGCUAAGGAUGUACUUGGUUUCCUCAGGGUAGUAAGGUUUGUGAGGAUCCUGCGAAUCUUCAAGCUCACACGGCACUUUGUGGGCCUCAGGGUGCUGGGCCACACUCUGAGAGCCAGCACCAAUGAAUUUUUGCUGCUGAUAAUAUUCUUGGCACUCGGUGUUUUGAUAUUUGCCACCAUGAUUUACUACGCAGAGCGUGUGGGAGCUCAGCCCAAUGAUCCAUCAGCAAGCGAGCACACGCAGUUCAAAAAUAUCCCUAUUGGCUUCUGGUGGGCUGUAGUCACCAUGACCACCCUGGGAUACGGGGACAUGUAUCCACGGACUUGGUCAGGUAUGCUGGUGGGAGCCCUGUGUGCGUUAGCAGGGGUGCUCACCAUAGCCAUGCCUGUACCUGUGAUUGUUAACAACUUUGGGAUGUACUACUCCCUGGCCAUGGCAAAGCAGAAACUGCCGAGGAAGAGGAAGAAGCACAUCCCUCCUGCUCCUCAAGCUAGCUCUCCCACCUUCUGCAAGACAGACUUGAACAUGGCCUGCAAUAGCACACAAGGGGACAUCUGCCUGGGCAAGGACAACCAGUUGAUGGAGCACAACAGAUCAUCAGUGUUAUCAGGUGAAGACAGUGCAGGAAGUGAGCAGCCACUCUCACCUGGUGAAAGGCUCCCUCCCAUCAGACGCUCUAGUACCAGAGACAAAAACAGAAGAGGGGGAACAUGUUUCCUACUGACAACAGGGGAUUACACGUGUGCUACUGAUGGAGGGAUCAGGAAAGGUAUGGACUUCUUUCAUUAGAUCAUAAAGAUCACUCAGCAAUGUGCGUGUGAAAAGCAAACUUAGAGUAAAAUGAUGUGCACAAUGCUCUUAGAGGAAAGACUGUACCACAGUGUAUCUUUUUUUCUUUAUUCCUAGUCGUUCUUUUCCUGCUUUUCUUUUAAAAACUCAUUUCCUUUAGUCUUCACGAAAAGUGCUUGAUGUUGGACCUUCAUUUCACUUGUGUCUUCAUUUGUCUGUUACUUUUUAUGGACAAGCCUGCAAUUCAGACUUUACUCAUUCCACUACUCGUCACUUGAUACCAUUUGUCACUUUGAAAGACAAAUUAAUUAUUUAGUAACUUUGAUCCACACUUAAUAACUUAGUAAAAAUUACAGCUGAAUAAAUUAUAUUUUAAAAGUUGAAAUACCAGAAGUCAAUAACAUUUUUAUUUCUGAACACAACAAAGUGUAUCAAUGAGAUGCUAUUUAGAUUUAUUUCAAAGAAAAGUUUGAAUUUAUAGUGCCACAAAACAUUCCCUCUUUGUAAUAUGCUAUCUAAUGCUAAAUGGUGACUGCCUCCCCCAGUCAGAAUUCAACUACAGUAAACUGCUCUUGAUCUUGCAAGGUGCUGCUGUCUUACAAGUUGUUCAACUUCUUCAAGCCUAAUUGCUCCCUGUUCCACAAGUUUGGGUUUUCCUGGUGCAGCCGUAAAAACCUUUUGGCAUUAUGAAUCAGCCAUGAUGUGGCCACCCAAUCAGGCCACAGUUGGGCAUAACCCAGGGCAGAACCUCAA